AUGGAAGCUAUUUCACAAUUACGUGGUGUUCCUCUGACACAUCAAAAAGAUUUUAGCUGGGUCUUUCUAGUGGAUUGGAUUCUAACCGUGGUAGCGUGUUUAACAACAAUAUUCUACAUGGGAAGGAUUUAUGCAUAUCUUAUAAGUUUUAUAUUGGAGUGGUUAUUAUGGAAACGAGCGAAAAUUAAGGUAAACGUGGAGACAGUACGUGUUUCCUUGCUAGGUGGCCGAAUAUACUUUAAACAUCUUUCCGUGAUUCACAAAGAUUAUACAAUUUCAAUCUUAGAAGGUAGUUUAACAUGGAAAUACUGGCUUUUAAAUUGCAGAAAAGCAGAAUUGAUAGAAAAUGAAAAGAACUCCUCCGGAAAAAAUUCAGAACUUCCAUGCAAAUUCUUAUUGGAAUGUGAAGGUUUGGAGUAUUUUAUCUAUAACAGAACAGAGGCGUAUGAUAAUGUUAUAAACUUAUUGUCCAAGGACGAACGAGAUAAAUUUGAAAAAUACCUUAAUGAACAUUCGUUUCCUGAGCCUUUUAGUGAUGGAAGUAGUGCCGAUAAGUUAGAUGAGGAUCUGAGCGAAUCCGCGUAUACAUCAAAUUCUGAUUCAUCAAUAAUAAACGAUAGGGACUACCAAGAAACAAAUAUUGGUAAAUAUCCCAAAGGUCUAAAUUUUUUUCCACUUGAGCUUAAAUUAAAUCGUGGUUCUUUAUUACUAGGAAAUAAAUUCACGCCUUCAGUCAUGAUUUUAAGUUAUGAAAAUGGUGAAGGUAUAAUAGAUGUUUUACCUCCAAAAGAGCGAUUAGACUUGUACAGAAACAAAACACACUUGGAACUCAAAAAUUUCGAAAUUUCCAUUAAACAAAACAUUGGCUACGAUGACGCUAUCGGAUUAAAGUUCAAAUUGGAUACGGGAAAGGUUUCAAAGCUAUGGAAAACAUUUGUACGAGUGCUACGAGUAGUCGCCAAACCUGUUAUACCGACACGACGUAAAAAGACAGGCCCGUCAGAUGAUGCUUUUUUUCAGAAAUGGAAAGGCCUUUCUCUUUAUAAAGCCUCUGCAGGCGAUGCUAAAACAAGUGAUUUAGACGAUAUUGAAUUCGACUUCACGAGUCAUGAAUAUGCUAAAUUCACAUCUAUUCUAAAGUGUCCAAAAGUUACCCUUGCAUAUGAUGUAGAUGUUCCUGGUGUUGUGCCACAUGGCGCCCAUCCGACAAUACCUGAUAUUGAUGGGCCAGAUGUGGGAAAUAACGGGGCACCACCAGAUUUUGCCUUAGAUGUUCAAAUUCAUGGGGGUUCCAUCUGUUAUGGACCCUGGGCUCAAAGACAGGUAAGUCAUCUACAGCGAGUCUUAUCACCUGUAGUAUCAAGAACUGCUAAACCUAUCAAAAAACUCCCGCCAGGUUCGAGAAGGGUGUACACUCUUUUUAGAAUGAAUAUUUUAAUAAUGGAAGAUACCACUUGGCGUAUUCCAACCAGAGAAUCAAGCAAAGACCCUCAAUUUUUACAACACUACAAAAAAACUAGUGAAGAGUAUAGACCUUUUGGAUGGAUGGACCUCCGGUUUUGUAAGGACACGUACGCAAACUUCAACAUCAGUGUGUGUCCAACGGUAGAAGGUUUUAAAAAUGACUUUAAUGUUCAUUUCGUGGACACUGAAAUCAGGUCAAGUGUUAAUCAUGACAUUUUAUUAAAGAGUAAAGUUUUUGAUCUUAAUGGGGACAUCGGGUACCCCUUAGGUUGGAAUAGCAAAGCUAUAUGGAUAAUCAAUAUGAAAUCUGAACAGUUAGAGGCCUUUUUACUACGAGAGCACAUCACAUUAGUCGCAGAUACGCUUUCAGACUUUUCCGCUGGCGACCCUACGCCAUAUGAACUUUUUAGGCCAUUCGUCUACAAGAUGAACUGGGAAAUGGACGGCUAUUCUAUUUACCUGAACGUUAAUGAUCACAAUAUCGUUAAUAAUCCUUUAGAUUUCAACGAAAAUUGUUACUUGUCACUUCAUGGGGAUAAAUUAACCAUUGAUAUCACGGUUCCUAAAGAGAGUAUCUUGGGUACGUACACGGAUAUGUCUUACGAAAUUUCAACUCCGAUGUUUAGAAUGAUGUUAAAUACACCUCCAUGGAAUACUUUGAACGAAUUUAUGAAGCAUAAAGAAGUAGGAAGAUCCUAUGACUUUACGAUUAAGGGUUCGUAUCUUCUGUACUCAGAGCUAGAUAUAGAUAAUGUUGAUACGCUAACUAUAAAUUGUACAAGCAACAGUACAGUACUUCAUUGUUACGGGUUUGUUAUGAGAUAUUUAAUAAAUGUGAAGAUGAAUUAUUUUGGUGAGUUUUUUAAUUUCGUGACUUCUGAGGAAUAUACAGGUGUCCUUGGUGCCAGGGAGGUUGGAGAAGUCGUGACAAAGAGCUCGGUGGUGGACUUAGCGCCUAGUUUGGAUUCAGAGUGUCAGGAUGACAGUAUGAAGAAUGAUGCUGAAGACAAUGGGCCUGUGAAAAGAUCUGAUCUGAAAAGAACGACCAACGAAACUGAUAUUUGGUUCACAUUUUCGGUUUGGAACGGUGCUUUGAUAUUACCGGAAACAAUAUACAGUUUCGAUCCCUGUAUUGCAUUACAUUUCACUGAGCUCGUUGUUGAUUUUAGGAGCUGCAAUUAUUAUAUGGACAUAAUGGCCGUGCUAAAUGGUACAUCAAUAAAACGACAUGUUUCAAGGCAAAUAAAUGAAGUUUUUGACUUUAUACGGCGUAACAAUGGUGCCGAUGAACAAGAGCAUGGUGUGCUUUCUGACCUUACCAUUCACGGACAUAGGAUGUACGGAUUGCCGCCAACGGAACCUACCUAUUUUUGCCAAUGGGAUAUCAAUCUUGGUGAUUUGAGCAUUGAUUCUGACAUCGAGUUUUUAAAAGGAUUUUUUAAUUCUUUCUAUAAGGUGGGGUUUGGAUAUAAUGACUUGGAGAAUAUAUUGUUAUACGAUACCGAGACCAUCAAUGAUAUGACCUCACUAACCGUGCAUGCUGAAAGAAUAAAAAUAAGCCUAAAUGAUCCAGUAAUGAAAUCGCAAUCAAUCGUUAGUGCAGAAUCGCUACUGUUUACGUUGAUUGACUUUGAAAAUGAAAGAUAUUCACAGAGAAUAGAUAUAAAAGUUCCAAAAUUGACCGUUUCUCUAAGUUGUGUCAUGGGAGAUGGUACAAACACCUCGUUCCUCAAAUUUGAAACGAAAUUGAGGUUUACAAAUUUUGGCCAGUAUAAAGAUAUCAAUAAAAAAAGAUCGGAACAGCGUAGAUACAUUACAAUGAACGAUUCACCUUAUCACAGAUGUCCUUUUCUUCUUCCGCUAUUUUACCAAGAUUCUGAUACAUACCAAAAACUGUAUGGGGCUAUUGCUCCGUCGUCUUCGAUUCCAACUUUACCUCUUCCUACUUUACCUGAUACUAUAGACUAUAUUAUCGAAGAUAUCGUGGGCGAAUACGCAACACUUCUAGAGGCUACAAAUCCAUUUAAGGAUUUAUUUGCUGAAACUCCAUCAACUGUUGACCCUUUGAAAGCUAGUUUUACUGAAGAUGAUGAUGACGAAGCAGCAGACCCUUUAGAAUUCAAACCUGUCGCUUUUACAGAAGAGAUAAAUUAUGAACGGGACAACUAUGUUAUUGAUGUAUCUUAUAUUCUCCUGGAUAUUGACCCAUUGCUAUUUGUCUUUACCAAGAGCCUAUUAGAACAAUUUUAUUCUGAAGAUAUGGUACAAGUCUUGGACGAUAUCGAAAUUGGGAUUGUUAAACGGUUAAGCAAUCUUCAAGAAGGAAUCAUCUCUAUUUCCAACAUUGAUGUCCACGUUGCCUAUUUAAAUCUAAUUUGGCAAGAGACAGGUGAGGAAGGUUUUGAGCUCUAUUUGGACCGUAUCAACUACCAAAUGAGUGAAAAAUCUCUCGAGAAAAACAGAACAAGUAAAUCACUUGACUUAGCAGUCUUGGCCAAGGUAAAGACUGUGAGAGCAACCAUUAAUCAGAAGAAAAAUCCAGAGUUGUCUAAGGAUCGUCCACCUGCGCUUUCAUUAGGCCUUGAAGGAUUUGAAGUAUGGUCUUCUACUGAGGAUAGACAGGUCAAUUCACUAAAUCUGACAUCAUCGGACAUAACCAUAGAUGAAUCCCAAAUGGAGUGGCUGUUUGAGUACUGUAGUGAUCAGGGGAAUCUCAUACAGGAAGUUUUCACAUCGUUUAAUGCCAUCCAGAAUACGAGAACUAGUACGAAGACAGAGCUUAUAUCAAAACUUACAGCUGCAAGUGAAUAUUAUAAAAUUAGUCACGAUCCUUACGUCAUAACAAAGCCUGCUUUCAUUAUGAGACUUUCUAAAGGGCAUGUACGCGAGAAUCGUAGUUGGAAAAUUAUCACACGUUUGAGACAUAUUCUAACUUAUCUUCCGGAUGACUGGCAAAAUAACAUUGAUAAGGUGUUGAAAGAGAGAAAAUAUAGUUUUGCCAAAGACGCUAAAAACAUCUUCAUGUCCGUAUUUUCAGCUUGGAGGAACUGGGAGUUUUCAGAUGUUGCAAGGUCAUAUAUAUAUGGUAAAUUGUUUUUGGCAGACCCUGCGAAACAUAAAAGAAACUCAAUUAAGAAAUUGCUAAAGUGUACCAUGGGAUCAUUUUAUCUUACCGUUUAUGGUGAGGGAUAUGAGGUCGAACAUAACUUUGUGGUUGCGGAUGCCAACUUAGUAGUGGAUUUGACACCUCCUGUAACAAAUUUGUCCUCAAACCGAGAAGAAACGAUUGAAAUCACAGGAAAAGUUGGUUCGGUGAAAGGCAAGUUUAGUGAUAAACUGCUCAAAUUGCAAGAUCUCAUCCCGCUGGUUGCAGCAGUAACUGAAGAUGAUAAAAGUGAUCCAAAAGCCGAAUUAGCAAAACAAUUCAAAAUGAAUACCGUAUUAUUAGUAGAUAAAAGUGAAAUACAACUGGUUAUGGAUCAGACGAAAGUAAUGAGUAGGACAGUAGGUGGUAGAGUCAGUUUGCUAUGGGAAAACCUGAAAGACUCAACAAGUCAAGCAGGUUCAUUGGUUAUUUUUUCCCAAAAAUCAGAAGUAUGGUUAAAGCAUGCGUCCACCAUUUUAGGUGAGGCUCAGCUUUGUGACUUUUCAAUUUUAGCUACUACAGAAGCUUGGUCGCAUAAGCCCACGAUCUUGGUUAACAAUCAAUGUGCUGAUCUUCAUUUCAGAGCAAUGAGCACUACUGAACAAAUGGUAACUGCUAUUACUGAAAUCAAAGAAAGCGUUCUGAAGGUUAAAGAACAAAUUACGUUCAAGCCGAAGGCAAAGAAUAAGUCGCAGUUUGUCGGCCCAAAAAUUAAUACUGUUUUAUCAUGUUACUUUUCAAAUGUUAGUUCAGAAAUCAUGCCGCUUUCACCGUUUUAUAUCCGUCAUGAGGCGAAGCAACUCGAUGUCUACUUCAAUAAAUUCGGUUCAAAUGAGAUUUUGUUAAGUAUAUGGGAUACUGAUUUUUUCAUGACAUCACAUCAGACCAAGGAACAAUAUUUGAGGUUUUCUUUUGGCGAUAUUGAAAUCAAAGGAGGAUUUUCUAAAGAAGCUUAUUCGUUGAUAAAUGUUGAUGUUUCAAUAUCUAUGAUUAAACUUACCUUCUCUGAACCGCGUCGUAUUGUUAAUAGUUUUUUACAAGACGAGAAGCUUGCUUCUCAAGGUAUAAAUCUUUUGAGCUCUUUGAAUUCCUUGUUUUCUACCACAGACCUAACAAAAACGAAGAAAGAAACGCCUACAAAAAUGAUAAACUGGACAUUGGAUACCAAUAUUAGUUAUUUUGGUAUUCUGGUACCAGUGGCAUCCACUUAUUUUGUUUUUGAAUUGCACAUGCUCCUACUCUCAUUAACUAAUACGAACAACGGUCUACUUCCAGAACAAACUAGAGUGACGGGGCAACUGUCUAUUGAAAAUAUUCUCUUUUUGAUAAAAGAGCGGUCAUUACCUAUUGGCCUCUCCAAGUUGCUUGAUUUUUCUAUAAAGGUAUCUACUUUACAAAGGACGGCUGACACGGAACAGUCCUUCCAAGUUGAAAGUUCCCAUUUCAGAGUCUGCUUAUCUCCCGAUUCUUUGCUAAGGCUAAUGUGGGGAGCGUAUAAAGUUUUGGACUUGGUUCAGUACUAUUCAAAACGCCAUGCACCUAAUAUUUGGAACAUUAAAAUGUUCACAGGUAACAGUAACAAACCAAAAGAAAUACCUAUAAAUUUCCGUUCCAUACACAUUUUAUCUUACAAAUUUUGUAUAGGUUGGUUAUUCCAGUAUGGAGCAGGGGAUGAUCCGGGUUUAAUGUUUGGCUAUAAUAGAUUAUUUUCUGCAUAUGAAAAGGAUUUUGGGAAGUUUACAAUUGUUGACGCAUUCUUCUCUGUUUCAAAUGGUAAUACUUCAAGCACCUUCUUUUCUGAAGGAAACGAGAAGGAGAAGUACAAUAGAAGUUUCUUACCGAAUAUGCAAAUAUCUUACUGGUUCAAACGAUGUGGGGAGCUAAAGGAUUGGUUCUUCCGAUUUCAUGGUGAAGCAUUAGACGUAAAUUUUCUUCCUUCAUUUAUGGAUGUUAUCGAUUCUACUUUACAAUCCAUGCGAGCAUUUCAAGAAUUGAAAAAAAAUAUCCUGGACUUUUCCCACGGGUCAGAUAUGGAAAACAGCAGUCCUGAUGCCGCUCCACAUACUGAAACUGCUUCGAAUAGUUUGGCUCCCUUUCUUGACAACAUUAGAUCUGUUAACUGUAAUUUCAAGUAUGAUGGUGGUGUUUUUCGGGUAUAUACAUAUGACGACAUUGAAGCUAAAAGUGAGCCGUCAUUUGAACUCAAAAGUCCAGUUGUCACCAUAAAUUGCACGUAUAAGCACGAUGAAAGCAAAGCUAAACCACAUAGGAUCAGAACAUUAAUCACUGUUGAUCCAACACAUAACACAUUAUACGCAGGCUGUGCUCCUUUACUGAUGGAGUUUUCUGAAAGUUUACAAAAUAUGAUAAAGAAACAUAGUACCGGCGAAAAGAAACCAAAUUUUACAAAAUCUUCUACACAAAAUGUCGAUUAUAAGAGAAUUUUGGAUCAAUUUGAUGUAGGUGUUAAACUUACAUCGGCCAAGCAACAGUUAAGUUUGAGCUGUGAACCGAAAGCUAAGGUCCAGGCUGAUGUUGGAUUUGAAUCGUUCUUGUUUAGCAUGACAACCAACGAAUUCGAUUCUGAACAGCCACUGGGAUUUUCUUUAACUUUAGAACAAACAAAAGCAUCUAUUAAGCAUAUAUUUUCAAGAGAGGUGAGUACAUCUUUUGAGGUUGGCUUUAUGGACCUAACGCUUUUAUUCACACAUCCUGAUGUCAUCAGCAUGUAUGGAACAAGUUUGGUGUCUGAUGUAAACGUCUUCUUUAAUGUGAAACAGCUUCAAAACUUGUAUCUGUUUCUAGAUAUAUGGAGAUUCAGUAGCAUUUUGCAUACACGACCUUCGCAAAGGCCUAAUAAUAAGGAAAUUAAUAUGAGUUCACUAGCGCCGACCAGCAAUCUCGAUGCUGGUGCUGAAAUACCAUGGUGCUUUACGCUUAUUUUUACAAACCUUAGCGGUGACGUGGACUUGGGCCCUUCUCUUGGUGUUAUUUCGUUAAGGUCCCAAAGAACAUGGCUAGCUACGGAUCACUAUGACGAAAAGCGGCAACUAUUGCACGCUUUUACUGAUGGUAUUAGCUUGACUUCAGAAGGUAGACUGAGCGGUUUAUUUGAAGUUGCGAACGCAAGUUGGGUAUCUGAAGUCAAAUGGCCACUCGAAAAGAGUAAAAAUACUCACCCGUUAGUCUCUACCUCUUUGAAUAUUGACGAUGUAGCUGUUAAAGCUGCUUUCGAUUACCAUAUGUUCUUAAUCGGUACUAUAAACAACAUACGCUUUCAUCUUCAUAAUGAGAAAGAUUCCAAGGGUGUCCUGCCUGAUUUACUGCAAGUGUCGUUUUCAUCCGAUGAAAUUACUCUCAGCUCUACUGCACUGGUUGCCGCAAAUAUUUUGGAUAUAUACAAUACCAUUGUACGUAUGAGGCAAGAUAAUAAGAUAUCGUAUAUGGAAACACUGCGAGAUUCUAAUCCGAGUGAGUCCAAGCAACCGAUAUUGUAUAAGGAUAUUUUGAGAUCCCUAAAAUUAUUGAGAACAGAUUUAUCAGUGAAUAUUUCCUYCUUGAAGGUCCAAAUCUCGCCAAUAUCUUUAUUUGAUGUGGAAGUUUUGGUAGUAAGGAUUGGUAAGGUUUCUAUACGUUCUGAAACACAUUCGGGGAAGAAAUUAAAGACAGAUUUACAACUUCGAGUCUUGGAUGUCUCAGCAGCACUUUCUACUUCAAAAGAAGAGUUAGACGAAGAAAUUGGAGCUUCUAUUGCUAUUGAUGAUUAUAUGCAUUAUGCAUCCAAAAUAGUUGGCGGUACCAUUGUUGACGUUCCAAAACUUGCAGUUCACAUGACAACUCUACAAGAAGAAAAGACCAACAAUUUAGAGUAUCUUUUCGCAUGCUCUUUUUCAGACAAAAUAUCCGUCAGGUGGAAUCUAGGACCUGUGAAUUUUAUUAAAGAAAUGUGGACUACACAUGUCAAAGCGCUGGCAGUUCGUCGUUCGCAAACAGCAAAUAUUGCGUUUGGGCAGACAGAAGAAGAACUUGAAGAAUCAAUUAAGCGAGAAGAAAACGCUUCUAAGUUCAACUAUAUUGCGCUUGAAGAGCCACGGAUUGAAGUGCCUCAAAUAAGGGAUCUGGGAGAGGCUACUCCGCCUAUGGAAUGGUUUGGUGUUAAUAGAAAGAGAUUGCCUAAGUUCACUCAUCAAACUGCAGUGAUCCCCGUCCAAAAGCUGGUGUAUCUUGCAGAAAAACAGUAUGUCAAAAUACUGGACGAUACGCAUUGA
Saccharomyces eubayanus is the source of this 8877-nucleotide messenger RNA. RefSeq names its product Csf1p (gene CSF1). Gene Ontology annotation, biological process: fermentation. Gene Ontology annotation, cellular component: membrane. Bases 1 to 8877 code for a protein of 2958 amino acids. Lineage: Eukaryota; Fungi; Ascomycota; Saccharomycetes; Saccharomycetales; Saccharomycetaceae. The record is from RefSeq and is a predicted model, not a curated record. The transcript has a single exon.